AUGAGGAGCCUGGCAGCUGAUCCUUCCAGAUACAUGCAGAGCUUUGAGCAGCGGUUGGCGAAUUCCCCUGAACACCAGCUCACGAAGGAAUUCAUCCAUACAACACUCAAAAACAUCCUGGCCAACAUCGGAGAAGGAGAACCCACUCUGAAUGUGAUGGGCUUGGGAAGUGGAACAGGUGAGCUUGAUCUGGAAAUUCUCAAAGUGCUGCAUGAAACACAUCCAGAUGCCAGAGUGGAGAACGAGAUAGUGGAACCCAGCAAUGACAUGCUUAACAAAUACAAGGCGUUAUUAUCAAAGACGCCAGGCCUUGAUUACGUCACCUUCAGGUGGAAUAAAAUGACAACAACAGAGUUCGAGAACGAGUGGAAGAAGAGAAACUCUGGGAAGAUGAGUCACUUCAUUAGCAUGAUUGAGAUGUUGUACUAUGUGGAGGAUCCGUUUGCGACACUUUCCUUCUACCAGAGUUUACUGCACAAAGAUGGCAAAGUGCUCGUCAUUCUGCACCCCGGUGAAAGUGUAUGGAUGAGGUUCAGGAAUGCCUACAAAGAUCAGCUGAUCACAGACAUAAUUAACAACAAUAUUACAAGCGGAGACAUCAAGAGUUUCCUGGAUUCCAAAAAAAUCCCCUACCAAAACUACAAGUUCCAGUCUCCAGUGGACAUCACCAAGUGUUUCACACCUGGAGAUGAAGAAGGAGAGCUGUUCCUGGACCUCCUGACCAUGGUGAUCGAUUUCAAGAAGACCGCACCUCCAGAGCUGAAGGAUGGAGUGUUGGAGUUUCUCAAACAUCCAGACAACAGCCAAGAAGUGAACGGCAGGAUCCUGUUGGAUUGCAGCUUUGAGGCUUUAGUGAUCAGUGCUUAGAUCCAGUUAUAUUGUUAGUGUCCUGUUACAUUAUCUGGAAUGUGCGAGAAGUUAGAAUGAAUGAAUAACCACUCCUGAUUUGAUGACAGGUCACUGGAGCGUUCCUCAGAGUUCAAACUCUGUGCCGUUACUCCACAUUAAUGCCCUCAUCGGGAUGGAUUUCCUCCUGUCCUCCUUAC
This is a messenger RNA of Neoarius graeffei (lesser salmon catfish), 1046 nucleotides long. Its product is annotated as histamine N-methyltransferase-like. The transcript is spliced from 6 exons. Gene Ontology annotation, molecular function: N-methyltransferase activity. NCBI's taxonomy places the organism in Eukaryota, Metazoa, Chordata, Actinopteri, Siluriformes, Ariidae. The record is from RefSeq and is a predicted model, not a curated record. The coding region runs from base 1 to 867 and encodes 288 amino acids.